This is a messenger RNA of Solanum tuberosum (potato), 2953 nucleotides long. Its product is annotated as ran-binding protein 6-like. Gene Ontology annotation, molecular function: protein binding. Bases 51 to 2855 code for a protein of 934 amino acids. Gene Ontology annotation, biological process: protein import into nucleus. The transcript has 18 exons. The record is from RefSeq and is a predicted model, not a curated record. NCBI's taxonomy places the organism in Eukaryota, Viridiplantae, Streptophyta, Magnoliopsida, Solanales, Solanaceae.
UGGUAAGAAAAAUAGAUUUUUAGCGAUCAUCUGUUAUCGGAACUAGCAAUAUGGAUCCUAACUCAUUAGCUCUUAAGCUAGCCAACUUGUAUAGGUGUUUCAGUACUAAUUCCCAUUUGACAGAGAAUUUAAACUUGUUUGUUGAAUUAAUCCAACAUAUUGACGCUGAAGCAAUAGUCCAUUACAUUGAUAUAUUACACCCUAUGUUCCUAAACACGUUGAAUGAUUCCCUGGCUAAUCUAGACGUGAAGAUCACUGCCCUGACGGCGAUGAGUAACUUCAUUCAACAGGUGGGGAGUUCAAAAGAUAGGGAGAGGUUUCAGGAUCUGUUGCCUGCGAUGAUGGACAUGCUGAAUAAGGCAUUGGAAGAAAAUUGUGAGGCAUCAGCUCAGUCUGAGUUGGAGAUUUUGAUUGAGUUGGCCAAGAAUGAGCCUAGCUUCUUCAGGAUGCAGCUUGUGGUUGUGGUGGGUUCCAUGUUUGAUAUAGCUGAAUGCGAGAGUUAUGAAAAGAAAACGAGACGUUUGGCGGUUGAAUUCGUGAUGACAUUGGUUGAGGCCAGGGAGAAGACCCCUGGCAUGAUCAAGAAGUAUCCAUUGUUUACUGAAAAAUAUUUUGCAAUUUUAUUGAAUUUGUUAGAGGAUGAGGUUUAUGACCCUCUCUUGCCUGAUCCUUAUGAUAAAUGGGAUAACAAUUAUGAUUUCCUUUUUCUUAAGAUGUGUUUAAGGCGGUUGUCCAAUGCGCUGGGUGGUAAGACUGUUGUUCCUGUUGCCUUUGAGCAGCUCCGUGCUCACUUGGCUGACGACUCGUGGCAGAAGCCAUGCGCAGCACUCUAUGCACUUGCUCAGAUUGUUGAAGGCUGCUCAGAGGUGAUGAUUAAGAAUAUGAAUCUAGUGGUGACAAUGGUUCUGGAUUGUAUGGGACAUCCUCAUCCUGGAGUUAGAUUCGCCUCCAUGGAAGCAAUUCGCGAGUUUUUGAGUUUCAUGCGUCCCCAUUUUCAAGAACAAUGUCAUCACCAAGUAGUGCCGGCAUUAAUUAAAGCUAUGGAUGAUGAGAGUGUACAAGUGCAGGUCAGUGUCAUACGCACGGUCUGGCACUUCCUUCACGUUCGCACGCCUGAAUAUUUGACACUUUACAUCCAUGGAUUACACAAUAAAUUGCUUCAACUGUCGUCACAUACUGUUGCGGUGGUCCAAAAAUCAGCGUCAACUGUACUCAAUUGUUUGGGUGAGCAUUUUGAGGAGUUCUAUGGGAACAACUACGAAUCUAAUAAACCACUUUUGAAAGCUUCACUGGUAGAAGCAAAUUUUCCAAGUAAAGAUGUAGAGAUGAUCAUGUCAGUGUACGAACCUGGCAGUUCGGUACUUCCAAAACAGAUUAUGGAAGCAGUUAUGUCAUUACAAGGAUCACAAGAGGAUGAUGAGGAUACAAAUACCAUCUACAAGCUAAUGGUAUGUGUUGUUGAGAAUAUCGUUAACUACUGCUUCAAUUUUAUUUCCACUUUUGAAAUUCCAUUUCAAAGGGGUCAGGUUCCAUACAGUUUGAAGGUAAUGUUUAUAGCGAUGAAGCACAUUUUGCAAUCUGCUAAACUGGCUGAUGAGAAAGGGAUUGCUCCAGGUGAAAGCCAUUCGGAUUUCAAGCAGUUUUCAGACAGUAUAAUACUGAAUUUGGUGGAAGCUUUGCAUGAGGAGCUUGAAACAGAGAUAUAUGUACAUAUGUUGAAUACAUUACGACUGUGCCUUCAGAUAUGUGGUCCACUUCUCAAUAAAGACCAGCUUCGUCCGGUCGUGGAUGAGAUAAAGCAUGUCAUUACAGAAAAUUUAAAUAGCCAAGGAAAACUCAGAGAGAGAGAAAAAACAGAAGACUUUGAUGCUGAGGAAGCUGAAUUGCUGAGAGGGGAAAAACAGCGACAAGAUCAAAUAAUUUUCCUUGCUGGUCACAUAUUACGUAGACUUAUCGAAUCAUUCAAGGUUGUUUUCUUGCCUUACUUUGACGAGCUAUCAUUAUAUCUGAUUCCGAUGUGGGGAAAAGAAAUGACAAUUCAAGAGAAAUCUACAUCACUUUAUAUCUUUGAUAGUCUUGUGAAGGAGUGCUCUGAAGCAGCUCUAAAGUACUGUGAUGUAUUUCUACCUUUGCUUCUGAAAGCAAGCAAUGACGACAACCCGACAGUUAGACAGAAAGCUUUAUAUGGACUUGGGCUUUAUGCAGAAUAUGAUGGUUCUGUUUUCCAACCUUAUGUUAGAGAGGCUAUGUCACGGAUCAAUGUAGUGAUAAUGCAUUUACGUGCUCGUGAACCUGAGAAUGAACUUGCAUAUGAUAAUGCUGUUUCUACCCUUGGUAAAAUAUUUCAGUUUCAUCGAGAACUUAUCGACUCAGCCCAGGUCAUUCCCAUUUGGUUGAAUUGCCUGCCUAUAAAAGGUGACCUUGCUGAAGCCAAAUAUGUUCAUGGUCAACUAUGUUCCAUGGUUGAAAGGUCAGAUAGAGAACUUUUGGGUACCAAUUAUGAACACUUCCCAAAAAUUAUGUCAGUUUUUGCAGAGGUUAUAUGUGGUGGAAAACAUCUUGCUACAGAAGAAACAACAAAGUGUAUGAUUAAUCUGUUGAGGAAUCUUCUUAAAGAACUACCACCAGACACUUUGACAUCAGCAUGGUCAUUGAUAUUGCCUCAGCAAGAAAUGGAACUAAAAGCCAUUUUAUUUCCUGGAAUACUUCAUGUGGUACGUUUUCACAACAAAACAUUUUGUAUGCUUGACACUGAUACCAAUGAAAGCUCUCCCCCUUACUCUUUACCAUCCAAAAUUGUCAAACUUCUUGAGGAAGAACACCAGAAAAAUAGUAUUAUUGUUCCACAAAUGUAACUUAUAAACCAUAAAUUGUAUCUUUAAUUAAGUUUUGUAUCAUUUAAGUAUACAAGAUGAUACUAUAGUUGAUUUGUGGGGAAUUGAAUAUGUAAUUA